AUGGGUCCCGUUGCUGCGACAACCUUUGGUGGACUUUACGGAGGAUCGCGUCCCUUUUGGCAGACCGGCUUCUCGCCGCCUCCCAGCAACCCGUUAAACAGCACUGUGAUGUCAUCGCCCGAGAUGGACGUGAAACCGAGCACAGCCGUCUUUGGGGCUCUCGGCCCAUAUGGGCUCCAAAUGCCGCCGCCAUCAUCUCUUAGUCCCUACGCGGUCGCGGCUGCGGCCGCCACGAACGCUAUCGGUUUGGCCAGUUCCUCGCCAUGGGAGGGCCGACUUAUCAGCGGUCGUAAAAUCAGGUUAUGCGAAUUCAGUGCCUACUGUUUGCCGGACCCUGGCGACUCGUCGAAGCGGCAUGAGAUGGUCAACAUCUCCAGUGCGGUCACCCCGACCGACCCGAUGUUGGAGGCCAUCGACAUCUCUCAGAUCUACGACAAGUUCCCUUCCGGAAAAACCGGCCUGAGGGAGCUGUACGAACGGGGGCCGCAAAACUGCUUUUUCCUGAUCAAGUUCUGGGCGGAUGUCAGCUUCAACGUGGCCGACGAGCAGGCGGCGUUGUUCGCCGUGGACAGCAGAUACGAAAGUUCGGAAAACAUCACGAUCAGUGUCUCGACGAAGGUCUGCUCAUUCGGCAAGCAGGUGGUGGAGAAAGUCGAGCAUGAAUAUCCCAAAUACGAAAAGGGCAGGUUCAUGUACCGCAUCAGCCGAUCUCCGAUGUGUGAAUACAUGAACAAUUUCAUCCACAAGCUGAAAAAGCUACCAGAGCGCUACAUGAUGAACAGCGUGUUGGAGAAUUUCACGAUUUUACAGCUGGUCACCGCGAAGGACACCCAGGAAGCGUUGUUGUGCACGGCGUUUGUGUUCGAGGUGUCAGACGGCGACGGGUCGCAGCAUCGUGUUUAUCGACUCACCCACGGCAACAAGUGA
Molecule: messenger RNA, 927 nt
Organism: Soboliphyme baturini
Lineage: Eukaryota; Metazoa; Nematoda; Enoplea; Dioctophymatida; Soboliphymatidae
Source: the annotation of a GenBank genome assembly